Molecule: messenger RNA, 7582 nt
Organism: Carassius gibelio (silver crucian carp)
Lineage: Eukaryota; Metazoa; Chordata; Actinopteri; Cypriniformes; Cyprinidae
Product: ras guanyl-releasing protein 3-like
Exons: 17
Coding region: 321-2447 (708 amino acids)
Biological process (GO): Ras protein signal transduction; positive regulation of GTPase activity
Cellular component (GO): plasma membrane
Molecular function (GO): guanyl-nucleotide exchange factor activity; calcium ion binding
Source: RefSeq, a predicted model, not a curated record
UCUUGCACACCAGACUGUUGUUGAUUGUGUGCGCUUUGAUCUGGGUGCAUCUGACAUGCAAUGUGUACUUUCUUUCUUUCUUUCUUGUUAAGGCAGGCGUGAACUUGUAGAGAGAUAUGCUGCAUGAUUCACACCUAUGCUGAGUCAAAAGAGCUCCAGUAUUCUGCACAGACAGUGAAGCACAGAGUCAACCAUUGUUUUGCUGAGCACACUGAACACAUUUAAAGGAGAAGAGAGAGAGAGAGAGAGAGAGAGAGGGGGUGGCCUGCCUAAUGGCAGAGAGCUGGAUGUCCCAGUGAGGUCAGGUUGGACGGAAGGUCAUGGGGUCAUUUACGUUGGGGAAAGCUGCUUCUCUGGAGCUACUGCUGGAAGCCUGCAUUCGUGCGUUUGAUGAUGAAGGAGAGCUGCAUGAAAAUCAGCUUCCCCGGACCCUUCUGCUGAUGCAUCGCUGGUAUGUGUCCUCCACCGAGCUCGCUGGGAAGCUUCUGCUUAUGUAUCGUGACUGUCGGGGAGAUGACUGCCAGCGGACACGACUGAAGAUCUGCUAUUUAAUGAGGUACUGGAUAGCUGAAUUCCCUGCAGAGUUUGAUCUGGAUCUGGGUUUGAUCCGUCUUACAGAAGAAUUUCGAGAUGCAGCUGCUCAGCUGGGUGGUGACGAGCACAUUAAACUACUUGACAUUUCUACAAUCCCCUCAUAUGACUGGAUGCGUAAACUGACUCAGCGAAAGAAACAGGUGAAGAAGGGUAAAGCGUCGCUGCUGUUUGAUCAUCUGGAACCCAUUGAGUUGGCCGAACACCUCACCUUCUUAGAGUACAAGUCCAUCAGGAGGAUUUCGUUCACGGAUUACCAGAGUUACGUAAUCCAUGGCUGUCUAGUGGAUAACCCUACAUUAGAGCGCUCUAUCGCUCUGUUUAAUGGGAUCUCCCAGUGGGUUCAGCUGAUGGUUCUCAGUAAACUCACCCCUCAGCACAGAGCAGAGGUCAUCAACAAAUACAUCCAUGUUGCACAGAAACUGCUCCACCUGCAGAACUUUAACACCCUGAUGGCUGUGGUCGGGGGUCUGAGUCACAGCUCUAUUUCCCGCUUGAAGGAAACUCAUUCUCACCUCAGCCCAGAGGUCACCAAGAUCUGGAAUGAAAUGACAGAGCUGGUUUCGUCAAAAGGCAAUUACUGUGCUUACCGCAAAGCCUUUAGUGAAAGCGAAGGGUUUAAGAUCCCAAUCCUAGGUGUUCACCUGAAAGACCUGAUCGCCGUGCACGUGGUCUUCCCGGACUGGGUGGGGGAUGGGAAAGUGAACAUCGUGAAGAUGCAUCAGCUGUAUCUCACCUUUAAUGAGCUGGUGUCCCUGCAGAGCGCUGUGGCUCAGGUGGAGCCCAACAUGGACUUGAUCUACCUGCUCACUCUGUCCUUGGAUCUGUACUACACAGAGGAUGAAAUAUACGAGCUGUCUCUGCUUCGAGAACCCCGUAACCCCAAAUCUCAGCCCACAUCCCCCACGACGCCCAACAAACCUCUGGCUCCAUUGGACUGGGCCUCUGGGGUCACCACCAAACCAGAUCCCUCGGUGGUGAACAAACACAUCAGGAAAGUUGUGGAUUCUGUCUUUCGUAACUAUGACCACGACCAUGACGGAUACAUAUCUCAGGAAGACUUUGAGAGCAUCGCUGCAAAUUUCCCUUUCCUCGAUUCCUUCUGCGUGCUUGAUAAAGACCAGGAUGGAUUGAUCAGUAAGGAUGAGAUGAUGGCAUAUUUCCUGCGUGCCAACCCGCUGCUGCAGUGUAAGAUGGGGCCUGGAUUUAUUCACAACUUCCAGGAGAUGACUUACCUGAAGCCAACAUUCUGUGAACACUGCGCUGGAUUUCUCUGGGGAAUUAUUAAACAAGGAUACAAGUGCAAAGAUUGUGGUGUGAACUGCCAUAAACAGUGUCGUGAGCUACUGGUUUUGGCCUGUCGACGUCUCCCUCGGUCCACAUCACUAGGCAAUGUGUCUCCUGGAGUGCUCACACACAGCUCUUUACCCAGCAGCCCCAACCUGCCCACCUGUAAAGAUGAUGAUGAUGAGGUGUUUACGUUCCAUGCUGUGUCACCAUCGUCCAGCUCCGACCUGGAGGGAAAGUCCAUCACGCUGAUGACCGGUUCAGCUCAGCGCAUCUCAGUGCGGCUCCAGAGAGCCACCACCAGUCAGGCCACGCAGACAGAACCCCUGUGGUCCGAAAACGGCUGGGUGGCCGUUGCAGACAGCGGGUCACACACCUUCCCCAAGAUGAGGUACAGGCCGCACCGCAAAGUAUCCAAAAGCAAAGGCUUUGCUCGCUGGGAGAACGACACACAGAGUUCGGCAGCGACGAGGAACAGCCGGAGCUCGCAUGACCACAGCGAAGACUCACGGCAGAAUGGACUUGCAGAACAACAUAUGAAUAGAAUUAGGACCUCUGAGAUCAGCUGACUUGACUGCUCUGUGGGCCCAUGCAGGACACCCUGGAGCCUGUCAGGACCACGGCCCAGAGGGCUGUCCGCUCUAGGGGGCGUGCUGGGCUGUCUCAUGCCUCCAGUGGAUCAGAAUUAGGGCCACUAUUUCUACAGCCACAGUAAAAGAGGUGCGUCAGGCAACCCGCGGACUGAACUGGGGGAAGGGUUGCAUCAAAGGAAAGGCCUAAACAGACUAAGCAGAGAGUGACUGCACUGUGCUGUUCUGUAACAGACAGGUUGGAAACCUGAAAGAAUCACUGGAAGCUGACGUGACGGAUACAUCAGCGUGAUAAUAGAUGUCUGAGCAAGAGUAUUCAAGGUUAUGCCGUUGACGUGUUUUCGACGCACACUCUGAUUUUCUUUCUCCAAAAACACUAAUCAGAAAGACACGCUGGAUGUGAAAAUUAUAUUCAGGAUGUCUAAAGUCAUAAGUGGAACUGGCACAUAUGAAGAUAAAUGCAUGUAUGACAGAACAUUAAAACACUAACUUCAUUUAUGUGUUACCCAGCAACACAUUAUUAUCUGAAGUGGAAGGUACAUUGAGUUUUAAAACCCUUUACCCCAAAUAUAAUUAUAAAUCCACCUUCACUCUUAAAAAAAAAAGAUUAUUUCUCCAAUGUUUUGCAACAUAGUUGUGUCUCCUGUGCUUGAGAAAAGGUAGACAAGAGUCCACCUCUGACCUUAUGCAUCAUUACAUCAACACUGCUUAACAACAUUGUUAGCUAUGUAUCUAUAUGAAUUCAAAGUCUUCAAUUCUGCCGACACAGGUGUGCCAUCGACCAGGUGUUUAUAUGGCCUCUGUUGCUAAGCGCCAGAUGAGUCCAUCGAUAGUCUGUCGCCAAGACAACACAGUGUCCUUCAACACCAUACUGUAUGUACUGAAAUAAGUCUGACACCCAUACAUCUCAGCUCAGUUAGAGCCCGACAGGCUCAGAUGGGACAAGCCUCAUAUGAUAAUUUUUGCAGACAGUGUGUGUGUGUGUGUGAGAGAGAGAGAGCGAGUCAGAAACCACAGGUGGAUCAACAGAUCAUCUAAGACAAACAGUGAUUAUAGUCGGUCUUUGAGCCUAUAGGAUUACGUAGAUGCUCUUCUGGCACCUCAAUUGCAGAUUUAAAGAGACAGUUGCCCAAAGAAUGAACAUUCUGUCAUUAUUCACUCACCCUCACGGCUUCAGUAACUAAAAUGAGUUUAUUUAUUGUGGAAAACAAAAGGAUUUUCAUACAAUGAACGAGAAUGGUGACCAUGUCUGUUAGGCAAGAUUUUCAGUGAAUAUCAGUAUAAAUUUUAAUUUAUUUCUCUCCAAAAAAUCGAUUGAAGGCUUAUGAAGACUUGGAAUGAGUCGUAUGGACAAAUAUGGUGUUUUUGUUUUGUUGUUGGUUCUCAUUCACUUUCAUUGUAUGGGAGAUAGAAUCUUGAAAGAAAACUUCACAAAAGAAAGUCAGAUUGUUAAAAACAACAUGCGAGGAAUGAAAGGUGCUUCUCAAUAAAUUAGAAUGUCGAGGAAAAGUUCAUUUAUUUCAGUAAUUCAACUCUCAAUUGUGAAACUCAUGUACUAAAUAAAUUCAAUGCACACAGAGACUGAAGAUGUCUAAGUCUUUUGUUCAUUUAAUUGUGAUGGUUUUGGCUCACAUUUAACAAAAACCCACCAAUUCAAAUUUCAACAAAUUAGAAUAUGGUGACAUGCCAAUCAGCUAAUCAACUCAAAACACCUGCAAAGGUUUUCUUGAGCUUUCUAAAAGGUCUCUGGCAAUCACUGACACCCUUCACAAGGAGCGUAAGUCACAAAAAUGUUCGCAGAGUGCUGUAUCCAAGCAUGUUAACAGAAAGUUGAGUGGAACGAAAAAGUGUGGAAGAAAAAGAUGCACAACCAACCGAGAGAACCACAGCCUUAUGAGGAUUGUCAAGCAAAAACGAUUCAAGAAUUUGAGUGAACUUCACAAGGAAUGGACUGAGGCUGGGGUCAAGAGCCACCACACACUGACGUGUCAAGGAAUUUGGCUACAGUUGUUGUAUUCCUCUUGUUAAGCCACUCCUGAACCAUAGACAACGUCAGAGGCGUCUUACCUGGGUUAAGGAGAAGUAAUGGACUGUUGCCCAGUGGUCCAGAGUCCUUUUUUCAGAUGAGCAAGUUUUGUAUUUCAUUUGGAAACCAAGGUCCUAGAGUCUUUUGAAAACCAAAGUCACUGCACCCAUUUACCAAGAAAUUUUGGAGCAUUUCAUGCUUCCUUCUGCUGACCAGCUUUUUGAAGAUGCUGAUUUCAUUUUCCAGCAGGAUUUGGCACCUGCCCACACUGCCAAAAACACCAAAAGUUGGUUAAAAGGACCAUGGUGUUGGUGUGCUUAACUGGCCAGCAAACUCACCAGACCUGAACCACACAGAUAAUCUAUGGGGUAUUGUCAAGAGGAAAAUGGGAAACAAGAGACCAAAAAAUGCAGAUGAGCUGAAGGCUACUGUCAAAGAAACCUGGGCUUCCACACCACUUCAGCAGUGCCACAAACUGAUCACCUCCAUGCCACGCCAAAAUGAGGCAGUAAUUAAAGCAAAAGGAGCCCCUACCAAGCAUUGAGUACAUGUACAGUAAAUGAACAUAAUUUCCAGAAGGCCAACAGUUCACUAAAAAAAUUUUUUAUUGGUCUUAUGAAAUAUUCUAAUUUGUUGAGAUGAAUUGGUUGAAUUGAGUGAAUUGGUGGCUUUUUGUUAAAUGUGAGCCAAAAUCACCACAUUGAAAAGAACCAAAGACUUAAACUACUUCAGUCUGUGUGCGCUGGAUUUAUUUAAUACAUGAGUUUCGCAAUUUCAGUUGAAUUACUGAAAUAAAUGAACUUUUCCUCGACAUUCUACUUUAUUGAGAAGCACCUGUAAAAGAAUACAGAAUUAAUGUUAGAUGCCAGUGGCUCAUGUUAAUGAUAUCCUGAAGCAGUUGAGAACCAUAUCUGCUAUCUGAAGCCUUGAUGUGUAGUGCUAAAAAGUGUCUGUUAUCAGAAUCAGACUAUUAUUCUAAUGCUGUGCUAAUGAUCCUGCUCUCAUCUGUUUAUGUCUGAUAGAAUGAAGCAUGUGUAUCUGUAGUGCAAGUUAGCAUUCAAAUUGUCAGAGAUCAGAAGAGAGGUGUUAAGGCAUUUGCUAAAUGUAAUUAAGUUUGCUUUGAUGUAGCAUAUCAAGCACAUAGCUAUCAACAUUGAACAUUGAAAAUAAGGGACAUUUCCCGGAAUCCAUCCCCAAAAUAAGGGAUUUUUUUUUUUACACGAUUCUUAUCCACAAACUUAAAAAAAAAAGCACUAAUCAUUAACAGUCUAAAGAGUUUAUAACUACACAAUAUAUAUUAAAGAAUGACAGACCAAUUGAUAUGUUAAAAGUGAUUUAUUUAUGAACAAGGUAAUAUUAAUAAUAAUUUAAUAUUAAUAAUAAUUUCGUGCUGAGAAACGUCGUUUUUCCCGACAACGACAAAUUUUGCAGUAGGCAUAAUUUGGACCUACAUGGCUGCUUGUCAGGUAGUGGAAGGUGGACUCCCAUUUACUCAAAUAUCGACAUAAUUUUGGUUGGCGAUUAAUUCAGUGAUUUUGGCAUUCGGCGUCCUAAUCCAUCAUCGCACAUCACACUCAUCUACUCUCUCGAAGUUCACUUCCCGCUACUUUUCCCCUCUUCCUCCCGCCCGCUGGCGCCGCUGUAACUGUCUUCUUCUUCGAUGGUGGCCUAAGCUACUGCCACCUGCUGUACUGGAGGUCAAGCAACCCAAGUGCAAGCCACUUCACAGACACAGAUAGAUGCGUGUUCUGAGUUAACCCAUAGUGUAAAAUUACGGGAUAUUUUACGGGAAAAUACUAAAACGGGAAGACAGCGGGAAAAGACCUAAAAUACGUGAGAAACCCGGAAAAAACGGGAGGGUUGACAGCUAUAAGCAUACUACUGAGAGAGAGAUCGUUCACCCCAAAAUUAAGAUUCUGUCAUCGUUUAAUGAAUUUACAACAUUUUGAGAAAUCUUUUUUUUUCUUAAUACAUUGAGAGGCAGUGAAUACCAAGAUCCUUCAAAAUAUAAUCUAUUACGUUUUUAUUUUCCAGAUGUUUGGCUUAACUAUCCCUUUAAAAUUACAAAUUUAAGCAUGACUUUCAGAGACUUAAAGUUGCAGAACCUCCUGUGGGAUAUUUUUUAUACAUCUGUUGUCUUUUGACUUAUUGAUAAGAAUUACUGCGAAAGCGUUGCAAUGAUCAUUCAAGCACAUGUUAUUUGACUUAUGAGCACCAGCAGCCAUAUUUAAUUUUUUUUAAUCUUCUGCAAACAUCUUUAAGUAAUAUAAAGUCUGCGAAAUCGAGAGAUGUAGCCUAUAUAGAAAAACUGAUGACUCUUGCCACUUCUGGGACAUCAUACAAAUGCUGACAUAUGGUUCGUGUGCAGUGAGCAGGUCAUCUCAGCAAAUCAGGGUUGCCAAUGAAAAUAAGCUUGACCCAUAAAACCGAUCAUUAAACAACAAUGGACUUUUACCAUCUUGGACUGGAAUAUUUGGAGAACAUUUAUGUUACUUUAGCUGGAAAACACAUACAAGUAUUAUAUUUACAGUAUUUAUAAUGUAUUUUUGAAGUCAAAAUAACUGGACAUAGAUAUAACUGCUUUAACUAGAAAGAGCGUGAUAAUUGAAUACGUUAUAUGCAGAAAUGUUUUAUGAUUCCUUCAUCGCACUGUUAUUCACUUGCUGUUCAUGGAAAACAUCAAUAAACACACUACCCUAAAACAGACUAAUCACAACCAUUCAAAACGUAAAAAUUCUAGUUUGUGAUUGUUUCCUAUUGACUGGCUUAAAACUGUGAUUAAGUAGAGUUGAAUGUUUAGGAUUUGCCAAAUUUGACGGGUAUAAAACAAAAAUUGCUCUCUAUCGCCCUCAAGUGGCCACUGUAUUUCUAAGCACGUCACGAUCACACUGCAUCAUAGGAAUCUGCAUAAUUUCUGUAAAUUUUUGUACUUAAUUUAAAAAGUUUUUUUUUUUUUGUCACUGUAAUGGCUGAUAUUUUAUUGCCACUAAAUUAAUGCAAGAAAAUGAGAGAAACUGUCAUCAUUUGAAAUUAAUCAGUUUUCUGUGAAUAAAAAAGGUUAAUAAAAUAAAAUACACCAAGACAGUGA